Molecule: messenger RNA, 651 nt
Organism: Meloidogyne enterolobii
Lineage: Eukaryota; Metazoa; Nematoda; Chromadorea; Rhabditida; Meloidogynidae
Source: the annotation of a GenBank genome assembly
UCAAUUGAAAAAGAUUCGUUCAAUGGAAGUUUCUUGGGCAUUGGGUGCUGGUUUUCAUCUUCUAAAUUCUUAUCAUGAAAAUAAAUUGAAAGAAUCUCGUGAUGAGAGGCAGCGACAAUUGAAAGAAGCUUUGGAACGUGAUCGUGAGGAUUUGGAAGCUCGACGCAAAGCAAUUGAAGAAAAAGAGGCAGCCACGGAUAAAAGAUUGGCCUCUUUGUCAACGCUGGCGAAGAUAUUUCAUUGGUUUAGUGAUUGGAUGACGCAUUUGCUCACAUCGCUUAAUUUGAUUUCAUGAAGGAAUAAUAUUUAUUGAAAAUAUGAAGGCUCAUGUACUUAUUAAAAAGAUUUUAGCCGUUUUUUUUUAUAAAUUAUUGGAUUACGACAUUUUCUAAACAUUUCCUUCUUUUAGCCUGCAAUAGAUUUUAUGUGUUUAUCAUUUAUGCUUCGUUAAAUAAAUAUUUUCCAUUUAUUUCUCAUUUGGGUUUUUUACAACGCCUUAAGGUGAUAAUUUUUUAGAUAUUAGGACUCUAGUAUUCCCUUUAAAGUUUUUUGACGAAAUGUAGUAAUAUUGAAUGUAUUAAGUAGAGAAAUAAAUGUUGAAGAUAGUGUGUGAGUAGAGAUAUAAUUUUUUAAAUAAAUGACACUUUGUCC